AUGGGAAUUUCCUCUAAAAUCCCUCCUGGGGAAACUGUGGCAGAGAAAGACAAUACGGUCGGAGAGCCUCGCUCAGCAUCGACAAAUGAUCACCUCAACGAUCAGGUCACAGAUAUUUCCAAGGAGGAUCCUGAAGUUAAAGAUGCGGCCGAGCAGUCUACCUCGCUCAAAGAUUAUCUUAGAAUCCUCUCUUAUACGACUACGAAAGAUAGGAUGGUUCUCGCGGUCGCCCUGAUAUGCUCCGUGGGGUCUGGUGUGCCCUUACCGAUCAUGAAUAUCGUCUUUGGUGGACUGGUUGGCGAAUUCGGUUCAUAUUUUACCCCUGGAAUCUCGACCACUGAAACCCAGUUCAAGAUAUCGGUCAGCCGGCUAAGUCUAAACGUUGUCUAUCUCUUCAUCGCAAAGUUCACCUUGACAUAUUUCUCAAUGUAUUGCUUUCGUGUUAUCAGUCUUCGGGUUUCAGCAGCCUUGCGUCUCGAGUACAUGGAGUCGCUCUUCGCUCAGCCAAUCAGCAAAGUGGACCAAGUCUCAGUUGGGACGGUCGUCAAUGCAAUCACCACCCUAUCCAAUUCGAUCCAGCAGAGCAUAUCAGACAAGCUGGCCAUUCUCUUCCAAUCCUCCGCCCUCUUGAUCGCCGCAUACAUCAUCGCCUUCAAAUACUCAUGGGCCCUCACUCUCGCCACUAGCUCCUGUCUUCUGUUCAUUCUCGUCGUCUGUAGCCUGGCACUUCCCGCUGUCUCUCGGAUCCAACAACAGGUAGACAAGGCGGAUGAAAAACAUUCGGCAACCGCAGCAGAAAUCUUUGGCUCAAUUCGGACUGUUGUUUCACUCGGUGCCGAAGCGCCUCUAGCUAAUAAAUAUCAAGAGUGGGUUACAGAAUCCCGGAACCGCGGCCGAAGCAUGGCUAUAGUUGUGGGUGCCCAGUUUGGUCUCCUUUUUUUUGCCAUGUAUGCCAGUUACUCACUGGCAUUCUGGCUUGGUCUGAAGCUCUAUCGGGAGGGUCACAUCCAAGACAUUAAUACGGUCAUCAUCGUAUUCUUCUCGAUCAUGAUCGCAGUAAGUGUUCUUGGAAACAUUGCAACACCGUUGACGAUGGUGUUCAAGGCGGCCAGCGCAUCGACCUCAUUCUUCGAUAUCAUAGACUCAAAAAAGAUUGUCGCUGGCGGUCUUCGCGAUUUUGAAGCGUUAGCUCAGGGUGAUAUCGUCUUCCAAGAUGUGGACUUUAAAUACCCCACGCGACCCGAGAGCAAGAUCUUUCGGGGACUGAACGCUCGAUUCGAAAGAGGAAAAACAACGGCAUUGGUGGGCCCAUCGGGGUCUGGAAAAAGCACUAUUGUCGCUCUUAUGGAGCGAUGGUAUACCCCGGAAGAAGGAAGUAUCAUGGUGGGUCAACGAAACAUCGCAGAGCUGGAUCUCAAAUGGUGGAGGUCCCAAAUUGGACUCGUACAGCAAGACCCGUUUCUCUUCAACGAUACAAUCUUCAAGAACAUCUCGUAUGGCCUUGUCGGCACAAGGUGGGAGAAUGAGCCCGAUUCUGUUAAAGCCGAAUUAGUGCACAAUGCAUGUAAAGAAGCAUUUGCAAAUGAGUUUAUCGAGCGUCUUCCAAAGGGGUACGACACCACUGUGGGAGAGAACGGCACCAAGUUGAGCGGCGGACAAAGACAGCGUCUGGCGAUAGCCCGAAGCAUCGUGAAAGAUCCCACCAUUUUGGUUCUGGAUGAAGCUACAAGCGCAAUUGACGUCCGUGCAGAAAAGAUAGUACAGGCAGCCCUUGAUCGUGUCUCCCAAAAUCGCACCACAAUUGUGAUUGCACACAGGCUGUCAACCAUUCGGCACGCCGAUCGCAUUCUGGUUCUCAGGGGCGGUGUCAAUGUCGAGGAAGGGACACACGAGGGGCUUCUUGCCAUGGAGGGUGGGCUUUACCGAAGUUUUGUCAAUGCACAAAAACUUGAGAUUGCCGCAGAAGAAGAAGCCGAUACAAUGGAAGCUACGAAAGCCUUGAAGAAGGAACUUGAUCAUUCUAACACUGUCAUCUCCUCGCAGCCACAAGAUGAGAACGAGGAGAAAAUAAAACACCGUGGCUUCUUUCGAAGCACUGGGGUUUUUGUUUACGAGGCACGGACACAUUGGUUACUUUGCAUGACUGCUUUACUGGGGUUACUAGGUGCUGCAUCUGCAUUCCCCUUACAGAGUUGGCUAUUCGCGAAUAUUAUCGAUGUGUUCCGCCUCACAGGAAAAAAUCUGAGCGAUACUGCCAAUUUCUGGGCUUUGAUGUUCUUCGUUCUGUCUCUAGGCAUUGCAGCCUGCUACGCCGCCGUCGGAUACUCAGCCAACAGACUCUCCGUUGAAAUAUCAUCCUCUUGUCGUAUAGAAUACUUCCUAAAUAUUCUGAGAAAGCCCGUUUCGUUUUAUGACUUGAGCGAUAAUAACUCCGGCUCCCUGGUUUCGCGUCUAGCCACAGACCCCAAGCAGAUUCAGGAUAUGAUCGGGGUGAACGGCAUCUUUCCAAUCAUUUCAAUGUGCAGUAUGAUAGGCUGCAUCGCAAUCGCUUUCUCCUUUGGCUGGAAGCUAAGUCUCGUGACUGUGUUUGCCGCUCUUCCGUGUGUCUUCCUUGCUGCAUUCAUGCGCAUCCGAUACGAACUGGAGUUUGAAGCCCUGAACGCAGAGGUAUACUCAGGUAGCUCCCAGUUUGCAGCAGAAGCUAUCGAGGCAUUCCGGACCGUUUCGGCGUUGACCAUGGAGGGUUCUAUCUUGAAUCGAUACUCUGAUCUUUUGAAACAACAACAGAACGAAGCUUUCCGCAUAGCCUGGCUGGCCACCUUGGUGUUCGCUUUAUCCGAUAGCGUUGAACUCUGCGCCAUGGCACUGACCUUUUGGUACGGUGGCCAGCUUCUCGGGUCCAGAGAGUACCAGCCCACCUCCUUCUUUGUUGUGUACAUGUCAAUCAUCCUCGGUGGGCAACAGGCAGGUCAAUUUUUUAGUUUUGGGCCGAGUAUUGCCCAGGCUACAUCCUCCGCGAACCGGAUACUGAACUUCCGACCAGCAUUGGACGACACCAAUGCUGCUUUCAGAGAGCACAUGGGCGAUCAAUCGCUCAGAGCCGGAGCUCACAUUAAUUUCCAGAAUCUUGCAUUCAAAUAUGCGUCACAAGAAGUCCCUCUGUUCAAGAGUCUUGACAUUACCAUCGAAAGUGGCCAAUUUGUCGCAUUCGUGGGGCCAUCAGGGUGUGGCAAGACCACCCUGAUAUCGGUACUAGAGCGAUUCUACAAUCCGUUUCAAGGGACCGUUCUCCUUAAUGGCAAGGACAUCAGCUGUAUUAACCCAGUAUCAUACCGAAGAUCUUUGUCACUGGUACCCCAAGAGCCACGACUGUUCGAAGGCACAAUCCGUGAUAAUAUAACUCUCGGACUCGAUGGCUCAGAGUACACGGAAGAUGGUUUGGUUCAAGCAUGCAUCGAUGCAGAGAUACACAGCUUUAUCACAUCCCUUCCAAACGGAUACUCCACCGAGCUAGGGAUCAAAGCACAGACAGCUCUCAGCGGAGGCCAGCGACAAAGGCUGUGCAUCGCUCGAGCACUAUUGCGGAAACCGUCUCUGCUCCUCUUAGACGAGGCGACAUCAAGCCUUGACUCACAGUCCGAGAAAUUAGUCCAAGCCGCCCUUGAAAGGUUGGCUGCGCGGAGGAGUAUGACGAUUAUUGCGGUCGCGCACAGACUAUCAACCAUUCAAAAGGCAGAUGUUAUCUUCGUCUUUGGGGAGAGUCAGAGCGGGAAAGGGUCGCGGGUCGUCGAACACGGCUCGCAUCAGGAGUUGUUCCAGAGCAAGGGGACAUAUUGGCAUAUGCGCGCGACUUCGGAACCGUUGGGACGCCUCUGCAAAAUCCAAGACUUUGGCUACCGUCUCGGUAUGCGAAGGAAAUAUUAG
This is a messenger RNA of Penicillium lagena, 3924 nucleotides long. Its product is annotated as ABC transporter permease/ATP-binding protein. Gene Ontology annotation, cellular component: membrane. The record is from RefSeq and is a predicted model, not a curated record. The transcript has 10 exons. Lineage: Eukaryota; Fungi; Ascomycota; Eurotiomycetes; Eurotiales; Aspergillaceae. The coding region runs from base 1 to 3924 and encodes 1307 amino acids. Gene Ontology annotation, biological process: transmembrane transport. Gene Ontology annotation, molecular function: ATP binding; ATP hydrolysis activity; ABC-type transporter activity.